This is a messenger RNA of Vigna unguiculata (cowpea), 1437 nucleotides long. RefSeq names its product cytochrome b561 domain-containing protein At4g18260-like. The record is from RefSeq and is a predicted model, not a curated record. Gene Ontology annotation, molecular function: transmembrane monodehydroascorbate reductase activity; heme binding. Lineage: Eukaryota; Viridiplantae; Streptophyta; Magnoliopsida; Fabales; Fabaceae.
ACUAACCCCACCUUCAAAUGAACAAACUUUAACCUUUUUUCCAUUUUACUCACUUCUUAAUACUUCCAAUGCUUACAUUCAACUAACCCAUAUGUUGGAUUAGGCCAAUUAAGCACCAUUGCACUUUAAUUAGUAUAUUCAUAUUGCAUCUCAUACUUUCGUAAAGCUUCUUAUACAAAAAGUAGAGGAAUGAAGUCCUUCACCACACUUUAAAAGCUCCCUUCGCCAUCCCAAAAAACAAUCAUAUCCUAAACCAUCAUCAAAACUCAGAGAGAAAGCCUAAGGGUAGCCAUUUCUAGGCUCAGAUUUUCCUCUUGUUGGGUUGGGAGAAUGCAUACCCUUUGGAAACCAGUGCACAUUGUUGUGACUUCAUUUUAUGUUUCUGCUCUUCUAUUCAGUGACUGCAUGGCCUAUGAGGAGGGGAAUCACUCUAGUAGUCACAAGAACACAAGUAACAAAUUUUACAAGAUGAAUCAGCAGAAGACAUCUGAUAUUGCAGUACAUGGACUGCUCCUGUGGGCUUCAACUGGUCUUUUAAUGCCACUGGGAAUACUUGUCAUCAGAGGGUCCAUUAGGGCAGAACCCGGAUCUAGAAGGAGUAAAGUGCUCUUCUAUCUCCAUGUUGGUUUUCAGAUGCUUUCAGUACUUCUUGCCACAGUUGGAGCUGCAAUGUCUCUGAAAAAGUUCGAAAAUUCAUUUGAUAACAAUCAUCAGAAGUUAGGCCUGGCACUUUAUGGUGCUAUAUUGGUGCAAGGCUUGAUUGGAUUUUUCAGACCACACAGGGGGAAAAAAGAGAGGAGUUAUUGGUACUUACUACAUUGGAUACUAGGAACAAUAGUUUCUGUUGUAGGGGUGAUCAACAUUUACACUGGUUUGAAAGCCUACCAUAAGAGAACCUUAAAAAGCACCACACUUUGGACUAUCCUUUUCACUGUGGAAGUCACUAUCAUUGGAUUGGUUUACCUCUUCCAAGACAAAGUGGAAUAUAUGAAAAAGCAAGGAGUGAUUAUAGGAAGUGAGUCGUCAAUUCUGUCAUCUAACCAACACAUUAUUCCUCAAAGCCAAACUCAAAAGGAGUUGUUACCAGUUGCAUGUGGAAGAAAGAGAAAUGCACUUGAGAAUUUGUUUGACUAAUAUCAGACUUUAGAUUACAUUUUUUAGAGGGUAUAUUGGUUUGUUUACACUUUAGUUUUUGGUGCCUGCACUUUAUGCAAGUGGGAGCUGAUUUUAUGAAGAUAGAGUGCAUUCAUCAAAAGGUGAAGUUUGAUUGGUGUAUGUUUUCUCGUUUCUUGUUUUUUUCUAUGCACAUUCUUUCACAUGUAUUACGAAUAUUAUAAGUGUGCGUGUGGACACUGACCACAGAAUGUAUAGACAGUUGUGGAAGCAGUCUUUGAAGUUGUAAUUUUAAUUUGAAUAUGGUUUUGGAAUACAUGAUUA